UCCCGAGGUUACUGCAGGUCACGCAGCUGCGCGUUCACGCUGCUGGAGGAGUUUCCAGAACGCGCAGCGUCGAUUGGUCGCUUCAGAGCGGAAACGUGGAGAAAGAAGAACACCUGCAGGAGAAAUGAGCGGCUCGUUCAGGGAUCCGGCCGUCCUGCGGUCCGAUGACGAGGACCUGGUGGACGUUCUGGAGGAGCGUCGCCAUGGCAGCGACCUCGGCUUCACCUUCAGGACCUUCAGCCCUCCGUCCCGCCCGGCGCCGUCCGUCUCCUCCUCUGAUCUCCGCCGCUCCGUCCUCGACUCGCUCUUCCUCCGACACGUCGCCAAGGAGGUCGCCGUGGAGACGGGGUCGCCGCUGGAGACGGUGAUGGGCGACGCUGGGAGAAUCCUGGAGGAGAUGUCCCAGAACCUGCAGCUGGGAUUCAUCAGACUGAUGGCCUUCACCCUCACCAAAGUGUUCAAGAAGCUCUUCAGGAGCAUCUUCAUCAACCUGGACGGACUCAACACGCUGCAGCAGGCCGUCCAGGAGAACCCGGUGGUUCUGAUGCCCAACCAUCGCAGCUACGUGGACUUCCUGAUCGUCUCCUACGUCCUGUUCGCCUUCGACCUGCCGGUGCCCGUCAUCGCUGCAGGAAUCCCUCUGGCAGGAAUGAAGAUCGUCGGAGAGAUUCUGAGACGUUCUGGAGCUUUUUUCAUCCGACGAUCCAUCGGUUCUGAUAAACUCUACUGGGGAGUUCUGUCCGAGUACGUCAGGACCAUCAUCAGGAAAGAAUUUGCUCCGUUUGAGUUUUACGUCGAAGGUUUUAGGAGCCGAACGCUGAAAUCUCUGACGCCGAAGCUGGGGAUGAUGCACAUGGUCCUGGAGCCGUUCUUUAAAGGAGAAGUGUUCGAUGUCACGCUGGUUCCCAUCAGCAUCAGUUACGACCGAGUCCUGGAGGAAUCUCUGCUGGCCCACGAGCUGCUGGGCGUCCCCAAGCCCCGAGAGAGCACCGCGGGUCUACUAAAAGCCUCCAGAAUCCUCCAGGAGGACUUUGGUUCGAUGUUUGUGAUCUUCGGUCGUCCUCUGUCCGUCCGGUCUCUGUGUGAAGGAAGAAUCGACCGCUGCCGCUUCAACCUGAGACCCAGACAUCUUCCCCAGCAGCCGUCUGCAGACGUCCAGUCCUGUGUGAGCUGGUUGGCCCACCUGGUGGUCCGGCUCCAGGAGGAGGGUUCUGUCAUCGGUCCCUGGUCCCUGAUGUGCUGCCAGCUGCUGCAGAACCCGGUCCACGUCCUGACGGGGGACGGUCUGGACUGGCAGCAGCUCAGCGAUGGAACCGUGUGGACCAGGAGGCUGGCGGUGGACUGUGGAGCUCGACUCAGCUGCUCUGGAAGCGUGUCCGAUGCAGACGUCAUGGCAUCGGCCGCCGCCCUCCAUCGCUCCGUCAUACAGCGCAGAGGGGGGCGUGUCUACCUGCUGCAGGAGGAGGAGCCACAGAGGAGGCGUCCAGUCGGCUCGGAGGAGGGCGUGAUGCGUACGGCGGUGGCGGUGCUGAUGCUGGCGUCCUACAGGAACCAGGCUCUGCACGUCUUUGUACGUCCGGCGAUGCUGGCCGUGGCUUUGAACGUCACACGGAGCCGACGGAGAGAACAGCUGCUCGGGUUCUUCUGCUUCCUGCAGGACGUCUUCUCCCACGAGUUCAUCUUCGUCCCCGGCAGGUUGACUCAGGACUUUGAGGAGGCCUGUUUCUAUCUGAAGAAAUGUGGAGCCAUAAACAUCGAUGAUCAGGAUGUGACGGUUCCAGAUUCAGGACUGGAGGUUUUAUCUUUCCUUCAGAAGCUGCUGCAGCCGUUCAUAGACUCCUAUCAGGUCGUGUUCAGGUUUCUUUGUGAAGACGGACCUCAGGUGUUCUCAGAGAAGCAGCUUCUACCUGCACUGCGACAGUUUGCCACAAAUCUCAUCAUCUCAGGUGAGCUUCACACCUACGAAGCCUUGUCCUCAGACACCCAGAAGAACGUCCUGUCAGCUCUGAGGAGGCUUCAGGCCGUCACCAAGCUGAGGGCGUCUGAGCAGAAUGAGUACAGAGUGAACCGAGAAGCUGUGAGAAGAACCGCAGACAUGCUCGCCGGGAAAAUCCCUCCCCAGAUGCUCCAGACGACACCUGACGCCAGACUUUAGUCCGACUUGGACCAGAUCCAUCUUCAGUCCUGUUUUCGCCCGACUUCAUCCUGGUCUUCAGUCCAACCUGCACUGCGAGCCUUGAGAUUAAAUGCCUCUUCCAACGUCACUGUUUACUUCUCUGACCCAAUUUAAAUAGGAAAUUUAACUAAAUCUGCUGAGUCAAAAAUACAGCAACAUACAACAACUUGAACUAUCAGUUUUGAGGAUGUAGAAAGUUGCGUUCAUCAAAUUUUCUUAGUGGCACGAUCUAGCAGUCGACUGCAGCUGCUGAUUCCUGUGAGCCAAUUUGAAUAGAACCCAUUAGAUCCAUUCAUUGGACUCAAACACAAACAUGACAGAUGUGGCCCAGAUCCAUCUUCAGCCCUAUUUUUGUCUGACUUUACCAUCGUCUUUGAGAUGAAACACCUCUCCUUGGAUGUCCAGUUUUAAGCUACCCAACCCAAAUCCCAAUGUGGCGACCCAAAGCAACAGUAUUGGUUUGUUUUGUCACAAAACAAUCAUGUGUUUUGGUUCUUUCAUAGAUUAAAAGUCUUCUGGGUCAAAAAUACACAUAUAGCAACUUAAAUUAUUAGUUUUGAGGAUGUAGAAAGUUGAGUUCAUUAAAUUUUCUUAGGCUGUUUAAAUAGUCUUAGUGGCAUGACCUCGCAGUUGACUACAGCUGCUGACUCCUUUGAGUCAAAUUAAAUAAGAAAUUUAAAUCUGAUGGGUCCUGCCAUUAAGAAAAUUUGAUGAACGCAACUUUCUACUUCCUGAAAACUGAUCAUUCAAGUUGCUGCCCUGUUUUUGCCAGACUUCACCCUCAUCUUCGGUCCAACCUGCACUCUGAGCCUUCAGACAAAACACCUCUUCCUGGACGUUUAGUUUUAAGCUCACUGAGCCUGAAAUGAUGCUAAAAACCCAAUGUUGUGACUCAGAGGGACAGUAUUGGUUCUGUUUUGCAGUAUUCAGAUUAAAUCAAGAAUCUGUGGAUGAAAGCACGUAGCUAUAACAUGAUUUCAACUGGUUUAGCAUGUUCUCGUAGCCUUAAUAUCAAUGCUGACCGAGUGAAUGAACACAAAUGCACUUUCUAAUAACUGUGAUUGUAAAUUUAGACAGCAAAUAAUGAAUUCUGACUCUUGAUUGUAUGUAAAUUAAUGUAGCAGCAAUAAAAAUAAAAAAGCACCAUAAGA
Messenger RNA from Acanthochromis polyacanthus (spiny chromis), 3327 nucleotides. It is a transcript of the gene gnpat2, whose product is annotated as glyceronephosphate O-acyltransferase 2. The transcript is spliced from 16 exons. Gene Ontology annotation, molecular function: glycerone-phosphate O-acyltransferase activity. NCBI's taxonomy places the organism in Eukaryota, Metazoa, Chordata, Actinopteri, Pomacentridae. Gene Ontology annotation, cellular component: peroxisomal membrane; mitochondrial membrane. The record is from RefSeq and is a predicted model, not a curated record. The coding region runs from base 125 to 2155 and encodes 676 amino acids. Gene Ontology annotation, biological process: ether lipid biosynthetic process.